Molecule: messenger RNA, 2166 nt
Organism: Encephalitozoon cuniculi GB-M1
Lineage: Eukaryota; Fungi; Microsporidia; Unikaryonidae
Exons: 1
Coding region: 1-2166 (721 amino acids)
Biological process (GO): intracellular protein transport; retrograde vesicle-mediated transport, Golgi to endoplasmic reticulum; intra-Golgi vesicle-mediated transport
Cellular component (GO): COPI vesicle coat
Molecular function (GO): protein binding; structural molecule activity
Source: RefSeq, marked provisional
AUGAAAUUCAAGAGGACAAUACAGAAGACAUUUGGAUCGCCGAAGGUGAAGAGCAUACAGAUGCACCCCACAAAACCUGUGGCGAUAAUGGGACUGUUUAAUGGGGAUGUGCAGAUCUGGGAUACGGAUAAAAUGGCCAUGGUGAAUAGUAUCCAUGUGUCUAACGAGCCUAUAAGAACCUGCGUAAUUCUGGGCAGGAUGGACUGGCUGCUUGUUGGGAGCGACGAUGGAAAUGUCAGCAUCUAUGAGCUGGGGAAGUACAGGAAGGUCAAGACAUUCCAUGCACACGACGACUUCAUCAGGAAAAUCGAGAGCCAUCCGCAAGACCCGUCGUUUCUGACUGCCUCUGAUGAUGCAACGCUGAAGAUGUGGAUAUACCAAGGGGAGGUUAGCCAGGCGAUGACAUACACAGGCCACGAGCACUUUGUAAUGGAUGUCUGCUUCUAUCCAAACGACGCCAGCAAGUUUGUCUCGUGCUCCCUGGACUCGACGGUCAAGGUCUGGAGUGUGGAGCAGCCCCAUUGUGUGAAGACAUUCAAGGGACACACCUCCGGAAUAAACAGCAUAUGCUUUCUUGGGCGAGACUGCCUGGUUUCCGGAGCCGACGACCUAACUCUGAAGGUCUGGGACUUUCAGACAGCCCAGUGCAUAACAACGCUCUCUGGACACACAAACAACAUCAACAAGGUGUACCCGCUCAACAGCUUUUCUCUUUUUGCUUCGUGUGGCGAGGACGGCAGUAUGCGUCUGUGGAACAAUAAGACGUUCAAGCAGGAGGACCUACUUAUACUGCAAGGAGGAAGGAUCUGGGAUGUGAAGGAGAAGGACGGGAAGAUCCUUGUUGGGAGUGACGAGGAGAUUGUUUUCAUCAAUGCAUGCCAGGGAUCACCUCUUGUUCGAAUGAGCAGAAACAGGAUAUUCUACUCUGUUUCUGGAUCUAUUUUUGGGGUUAAGGGGGACAGCGUGGGAGCGCCCAAGGAGCUGUGUAAUGUUGGGUUCCAUCCUGACGAGCUAGAGGUCUCUCCAAGUGGGAAGGCGGUAGCCGUUGGAAACGAAGGGGAAUUCAGGAUCUUUUCGUCCCUUGGGUUCAGAAGCAAGUUCAGUGGGGAGGGAAGAGACUUCCACUUCAUAGAUGACGACGAGUUUGUUGUGAGAAACGGAGAUGUUGUGAGCUUCCACAGGAAGGGCGAGGUGCUUAAAAGCAUCAGCAUAAAAGGAAUCAGCAGACUGUUUUUCCUAAGCCCUUCUCUGAUAGGAUGCAAUGUAUCCGGCCAGACCAGGAUCUACUCAUCGUCUGGCGAAUUUGUUUCGUCGAUCAACCAAGUUUCUGACCACCUGGCUAUAGUUGGAGACUUUUUAGUUGCAUGUGGGGCACUGAUAAGCAUAUACAGGAUCAACCAGGAUGUCAUUGAAGGGUUUGUUGAGCAGGGGAUUGAGGUUCCCGAGGAGGGGAUAAAGGACGCAUUGGUGCAUCUCGGAACUGAAUAUUAUGGAGUCUCGUCGUGGUGUACAAGUGACGACAUCUUCUAUUUUACAUCAAACAAUAAGGGAUACUACCUCAUUCCCGGGGACAGGCCCUAUGUGUAUCACUUCUCGUCGAUCAGUGGGAUGAUUGCCGGGGUGGAGAACGGCACUUUGUUCUAUCUUCACGAUAAGUCCGUUGAAUGCAAAAAGAUAGACACCGAGUUCCUUAGGUUCCAGAGGUCUGUAAUACUUGGAAGGGAAUACAGCGUUCCUGAUGGGAUACGCAGCAAGGCGAUUGCGUUUUUCGAGUCCUUGGAAAUGCACGAAAAGGCCCUGGAUCUUUGUGUGGAUGACAACCAGAGGUUUGAGAUUCUCCUCAAGCUGGACAGAUAUGAUGAAGCAUUUUCAAAAGCAAACAGCAUAGUCAAGUACGACAAGCUUGGAAGGUAUUUUCUCAAGGCAGGGGAGCUUCCAAAGGCUUCUGAGUGCUUCCUCAGGUCGAGAAACUGGGUGAGCUUGCUUCUUGCCGACACCCUGUCUGGAAAGAGAAACCUCGCUGUUGCAGGGUCAGAGUGCAGGAAGGAGGGGAGGCUUAAUCAUGCAUUCUUUGCGUACCUUAAGAGCGGAAGAUAUUCAGAAUGUGCGGAGCUACUCGAGAGCACACUCUUUUCGUCUCUGUUUGCUAAGAACUAUCUUGAUUAA